CAGGAACAGGAGCGCCUGCUGAAAGGCAGCGGAGACCAGACCGCACAGCCAUAGAGCCGACACUCAGCAGUCCGCACGUACCGCGGAGGAAAUCACAACCAAAAGGUUCUUUUGUUUUUGGAGACAUGGCAGCGGGGAGAAUGCGAUCCACUCGCAGACUGCGCAACUGGAUCGUGGAGCAGGUCAGCAGUGGGAAAUACCCCGGGCUGGUGUGGGACGACGAGGCCAAAACUAUGUUCCGCAUCCCGUGGAAACACGCUGGGAAACAGGACUUCCGCAAAGACGAGGACGCCGCCAUCUUCAAGGCGUGGGCAGAGUUCAAAGGGAAGUUGACCGAUGCGGGGCAGGACAACCCGGCCUCCUGGAAGACCCGUCUGCGCUGCGCCCUCAACAAGAGUCCGGAGUUUAAGGAGGUGAUGGAUCGAGCCCAGCUGGACAUCUCCGAACCCUACAAGGUCUACCGCCUGGUCCCCUUCAGCGAGCAGGGUUUGGUGGUGCCCGAGAAGAAAUGCAAAGAGAAGCCUGGCCGGAGGUCGAAAAGGAGGAGCAGCAAGGCCGAGAGCGACGACGUCAGUCACGUCAAGAAGAUAAAGACGGAGGAGGUCACGUCUCAGCUGUGUGUUGAAGACCCUCUGCUGAUCCAGACAGAAGAGCCUGUGCAGCACACCACCACCAUCCAGAGAGACUUGGUCGAUGAGAUCACGCUGGACGUGCGAAUCGAGGAGAGCGUCCCUGCUCCUCAAGGAGUUCAGGACUCUUUCAACGUGGCGGUCCAUUAUUUAGGACAGGAGGUUCUCAAGCGUCAGAUUCAGGGCACUGACGUGCGGAUAACGUACCUGCCUUCCUCCCUCGGUGCCCCGACGCCAGCCGCCCUGAAAGUCCGGUUCCCGCGCAUCCCUCUGCCGGAGCCGCCGUCCACGCUGCCGGCCGGCCAGGAGCUGCAGGCGCUGUUCACCCUCCUGCCCUUCAUGGAGAAAGGGGUGGUGCUGACCUCCACGCCGCAGGGGGUGUACGGGAAGAGGUUCUGCCAGGGGCGGGUCUUCUGGACGGGGCCGCACACGACCACGCCGGGCCUGCACAAGAUGGAGAGGAACACUGAGCCGGUGCUGCUCUUCAGCAAAGACACCUUCAAGCAACAGCUGGAUCACUUCCGGACAAACGGCGGCGAGCCUCCUCAGUGCGGCAUCACUCUGUGUUUUGGAGAAGAGUUGAGUAACACUGAGGACCCAUCCAGAAAACUCAUUAUUGUUCAGAUCACUUUACCAUGGGCAGAGGAGCAGGUCCAGAACACCCAGUCCUUCUUUGAAUCCAUCACCAUCCUCCAGUCUCUGGCCAGCCAGUCUCCGCUGGGAGAAAUAACUCUGAACCUGGUCACCGUGCCGACGCCGACGUCUGAGAUGAACGCCUGUGGGACUCUCUGAGCACUUUAGGCAAGCGGUGUUUGUUAUUAAAAAAUAAAUAAGACAUGCCCCACGUUUGGACCCGUUGAGGCCACACGGGGCUGAGCGGUGGGAUUUUAUUUGUCCAAAUUAGAAUCCGAAUUCUCCCUGAAUGAUAGCCGAUGUCAAAAUAAGAGCCUCCAGUUUAUGAAGCCUGAGCAGACAGCACAAAACAAGACAAGAGCACUUAUAGAACAUAUAGAAAUCUAGGGAUUGGAGCUUUAAAUCCUCUGAAAAUGUGAUUUUUUUGGACUCUGGCCCCGUAUGUCCUCGUAGAGAUAAGUUGGUGUACUGGAAGCACUACGUGUAAACUAGCACAGAGCCGGUGGCUCCCAACGUCUGGGUCGAGACCCUCACCGGGUUCAAUCCACGUCGCCGACAUUCUGUAAUCUUUGCUUUUUUUAAACUGUUGAUAUAAAUUACUGGAUCAUUUGAGGCUUGCUUUACAGUUUGCACACAUUGUUUUAAAGGGGUCAAACGUUAAAAAAAAGUUGGGAACCACGGCUUUGAUCAGCUGAUAACCGUUUAUACUACAGCACUAUAGAAACCUUUACAUGUCAAAUAUUCAUUUUACUGUAAAAUAAAAGGGAAACACCAUAAAUAUAAUAAUAAAGUUGUAGCUGCAAUAACAAUCCAACGUAGUUCAGUAGAGCAGUAGUGAGAAAAAAAGUAUAAUCGUUUUUGUGACGUAAUUCCUCUUCAUCUAUUCCAAUCCAGCUCAGACUUAAUCCUUUUUCUUGGUAGAAACAAACAAAAACAUGAAUGUACAUACAAUCGUGAGUUCAUCGUUGUUCUUUUAAUAGAUGAAAAAAAAGGAUUCACACUGUUAACGAGAGAUGGGACAGACCGCUGCACUCACACAAAGCUGCGUGUCAGAAAUCAUCCAUUUCAGUGCAGUUUUUUUUUAGAAGUUAUAGUUAAUCUAAUUUACAAGAGUGUGCCCACUGAACCUCAACCGCCUGCUCUCCUGCAGAGAGUGAGUGAAACUUGAUUAGCGUUUUGAGAGUUUCAACAUAAUUCCGACAAGUUUUAAAACUGGAUUUCAGCUUAGGAGCAGAAACAUCUCAUCAUCCUGUACAGCAGCCCUGCAGUGAAUACACUCUGCUGAAGCUCAGAGUGUUUGUGUCUUUGUUGAGAGUUUUACCGAGUUUGCCAAACUGCAAAUAUCCUGUUAAACGAACGUGCGUUCUUGUGUGCAGCACUGUUCCUCUUUCUUCUCACGGUUGACUGUUUUUGAAAAGAACUGGCGAUGAUUUAUGAGACAUAUCCUCUUGAAAUGUUUAUGAAAUGUCAGUUUAGGUGAGCGAGGCUGCUGCACAAUAAACAGAGGUACGAACUGACAGAUUUCUGGUGCAAAAGCUGCAAAUAAUGCUGUUAAACUGUCACGUAACAGAGUAUGUUAGAAGAAGAGUCCAUGUGAGGCACCAAAACUUACUACUACCACCUUAAUCCUGACUCUCAACCUGAAUAAACAAACAUUUUAAGCUUCAACAAACCAGUAUUCACUGCAGGACUUUAGUACUGUAAGGUGUUUCCGUUAUUUUGUCCACCCCCUGCUGCUUGUAAUAUAUGUAGGAGUAACAGUAGUGUAGCAUCAGGUGACAAGACAGGGCCAAAGAUGAGUGCUAUCCACAGGUGCUUGGUAACAGUGUUAAAGGUGUUUUUAAAAAUAUUUUUUAAGGUGGAUUUUUCCUUUAAAUCAGCAGGGGUACUGGGCCGGACCACAAGGCACACUCUGGGGGGGUGGGGGGGUGUUUGAAGGGGAGGGGGUGGAAGACUCAGAGAUCUACCAAGCUGUAAAUAUUUAGUUAUUUAUGCAUGUUCUAUGUAAUGUUCCUGUUCAGAAAAUGCAUUAAAAUAAACGUCUUCCCUAAACUCUGUGAA
Molecule: messenger RNA, 3323 nt
Organism: Lates calcarifer (barramundi perch)
Lineage: Eukaryota; Metazoa; Chordata; Actinopteri; Centropomidae
Gene: irf9
Product: interferon regulatory factor 9
Biological process (GO): regulation of transcription by RNA polymerase II; immune system process
Cellular component (GO): nucleus
Molecular function (GO): DNA-binding transcription factor activity, RNA polymerase II-specific; RNA polymerase II cis-regulatory region sequence-specific DNA binding; protein binding
Source: RefSeq, a predicted model, not a curated record